This is a messenger RNA of Pedinophyceae sp. YPF-701, 831 nucleotides long. The record is from the annotation of a GenBank genome assembly. Lineage: Eukaryota; Viridiplantae; Chlorophyta; Pedinophyceae.
AUGGGCCGUCCGUUGCACGAGCUGGUCAUCGAGAGGCCGGCGACGUCGAUCAUUGCAACGAUUCUCGUCGCUGUCUGGGGAAUCUGCGCCAAGAAAGGCCUCGGAUACGGCGAGCUCGGCGUAAGCUUCACUGCUGUCGCUGUGCAGGGUCAGCUAUGGCGCGCGGCAGUUGCCCAGGUGUGUCACGUGGACCUGCUGCACCUGGCAUUCAACGUCAGCGCGCUGUGGAGCCUCGGUGGCGCCGAAGUCCUCCUCGGCCACGCCGCGUACACCAGGAUCACCACCAUCCUCUUCGUGUUGGAAACACCGAUUCUACUGUCCAUGUACUACGGGCUGUCACGGGUGCAGUUCGCGCCCGGCGCGGAGAGGUACCUCUCGCAGGUCUCCGUGGGCUACUCCGGGGUGCUGUUCGGGUGGUUCGCAGUCAUACCGACGCUCCCCCCCCGCCUGGGAGCGCAGGCGGGCGCCGUGCGCCUGCUCGGGCUGCCGGUGCCCCCGCUGGCGGCGCCGUUCGCGGCGCUCGUGUUCACGAGCCUGCUCGUCCCUCGCGCGUCCUUCCUGGGCCACCUGGCGGGGAUCGUCGCUGGGUUCGCGGUAGGGGGGUGUGCGUGGGUGGCCCCGUGGGCGCUGACGUGGCCUGUGGUCGGCGCUGUGGGGUCGCUGGCGGGCGCGGCGUGCGUGUGGUCGUGGGUGCGCGAGAGGGGCGGACGGGGGGGAGUCUUCGCGCUGUUCCCGGGGGGGAGUGAUAGCUCCAGCGGCGCAGCGCAGCAGGUACACCCCGGGGGGUGGAACGAGCCGGAGGGGCACGUGCGGGACGCGGAGGGAGUGUGA